AUGAGAAUGAUGUAUUGGAUUCAUCCAAACAAGAAUAAGAAUAAGAAUAAGAAUAACCAUGAUAAGAGGAACAGGAAGCCUCAGUGGGAUUAUCUGGGUGUGACGAGUUUGGCUCUUGUAUUUCUGCAUGGUUGGUUGGGCCAGGCUACCCUUCUCAGCUGCACUGUAGCCAGUGGCACUGUUGGAAUGGCUGCCAUAUAUCAGCAAUCUCAACAAUCUGAAUGUCAGGAAAGAAAAAGGAAGGAAAAGUUGUAUGGGUGGAUAUUGGGCAUCUUGCUAUUAAUGGCUGUCAUGCUAUGUACUAGUACUACUAGUAUACUACUAGUGGGUGAUGGAAUGGAUGUCCUGUGGGAAGUCUAUAGAGGCUUCAGUCUGGCUGUCUUGAUCUUUAUCACUCAGCAUCUCUUGCAACAGUGCUUACAAGUACAAUUGGCUAGAUCUUCAAUAGACAAGACUAUUACUUCUAAGUCAGCAAUAUCUACAGAAGAUGAAGAUGCCAAUGAAGAUGACACCCUCUCCUCCUUUCGAACCUUUUUGGCGCAAGACAAGCAAAAACUCAAUCAGCAAAAGAAGAAACGAUCUCCCAAGAAAUCUCCAAAACGAAAGUCAUCAUCCAAACGAUCCAAAUCCAAACAAGAGCAACAACCAGCAACAACAAACGAAUCCAUUCUUUUACAGUCCUGUCUUCGCACUACUAGCAGCAGCAAUCACAAAGACUUGGUCCGCGGCGAUUUACGGUCCGUCCGAUUUGCCGAGGACGAUAAUGGUCUCGAAACGGUAUUUGAAAUUUCCAAACAUCAACUGACUACUCAACGAGUCCUCGUACUGCUGUUGCUGCCCCAAGUGUACGCCUACGAGUUUGUCGCACUCGAGUACGAUAUACUUGGUGGCGAUACCGGUACACAUACACAACAACAACAGAAACCAAUACGAAUUGCACAACUCUUACAACUCCUGCCGUCAUUGGCAUCCGAUCCCACCAUGGCACGACAAACCUUUUUGCGAUUGUUGCGCAUGGAUUGUUCCACGCACAAACAAACAAACAAAAAGUCUACAACACCUACCGAAAUGAUCAAUGCACUCACGUUGCAAUCGUACAAUCUCCAAAAUGAUGAAAUACUCGUGGCGGUUCCUCGUGGGAGUACUCCCGCACAAGUCAUGGAAAGUUCCAAACAAGUAUUGCAGAAUCCAAAACUCAUGAAGGCGCUGAGACGAAACAAGACGUGGGGAAUACCGAUACCAUCCCAGAUGCCCUCGCAAUGA
This is a messenger RNA of Seminavis robusta, 1263 nucleotides long. The record is from the annotation of a GenBank genome assembly. NCBI's taxonomy places the organism in Eukaryota, Bacillariophyta, Bacillariophyceae, Naviculales, Naviculaceae.